Aureobasidium pullulans EXF-150 is the source of this 1308-nucleotide messenger RNA. RefSeq names its product WD repeat domain phosphoinositide-interacting protein. The record is from RefSeq and is a predicted model, not a curated record. Bases 1 to 1308 code for a protein of 435 amino acids. NCBI's taxonomy places the organism in Eukaryota, Fungi, Ascomycota, Dothideomycetes, Dothideales, Saccotheciaceae. The transcript has a single exon. Gene Ontology annotation, molecular function: phosphatidylinositol-3-phosphate binding; phosphatidylinositol-3,5-bisphosphate binding; protein binding. Gene Ontology annotation, cellular component: extrinsic component of membrane; fungal-type vacuole membrane; phagophore assembly site membrane. Gene Ontology annotation, biological process: protein localization to phagophore assembly site; nucleophagy; autophagy of mitochondrion.
AUGGCGCUGAACUACAUCACCUUCAACCAGGACCAUAGCUUCCUGGCCGUCGCGACCUCGGAUGGCAUGCGUGUCUACUCGACCAAUCCCUUCGCCCUCCUGUUCCAGACCCCACUCACCGAGAAUGGCGCAUCCGGCGACAUUGCCAUCCUCGAGAUGCUCUUCUCGACCUCGCUCGUUGCCAUGAUCCUGUCGCCGCGCCAUUUGCGCAUCGUCAACACAAAACGCCAGACCACCGUAUGCGAGCUCACCUUCCCUGCGAGGGUCGGCGCCCUCAAGCUCAACCGUAAACGUCUUCUCGUCGUCAUGGAGGACCUCAUCUUCGUCUACGAUGUUUCGUCCAUGAAGCUGCUUAGCGAGCUCGUCACUCCCUCGAACCCGUAUGCCAUUUGCGCUCUCUCGCCAGACAGUACGAACAACUACAUCGCCUACCCCAUGCGUAAGAAGGAAUACAUGGCUCAGCCUGCCCCGACACACGUCCCUCCGGCAGGCCCCAGACAACCAGAACCCAUGGGUGGAGAUGUCAUGCUUUUCGAUGCGAAUGACAUGCAAGAAGUCAAGGUCAUUCCCGCACACCAGGCCCCUCUGUCUUGCAUAGCCAUGAACAAGGAAGGUACAUUGCUGGCUACAGCUUCUGAAAAGGGCACUGUCAUCCGUGUCUUCGCCAUUCCUUCCGCCCAGAAGCUCUACCAGUUCCGCAGAGGCAGCAUGCCUGCCAGAAUCCACAGCAUGUCUUUCAACGAAAGAAGUACAUUACUCUGUGUUUCCAGUGCUACCGAGACCAUCCACAUCUUCCGUCUUUCUGGCGACAACACCAUGCCACAAGGUCUGGAAUCUCCCUCUGAAAACGCCCCCUCAACACCGCGACGCUACCAGCGUGAUCGCAGUGAUAGUCCCACUGGAUCCUCUGAUCCUUCAUCUAGCACUAACCUCGGAGACUCUCCUGCUGAUCCGUCUGCAAAACCCCUACGCUCUCCUGGCUGGAUGUCCAUGGUCCGACGUACCUCUCAAAACGUUUCCACAUCCUUCGUGUCUCGUGCCGCAGGAUACUUGCCCAAGGGAGUCACCGAGAUCUGGGAGCCGACUCGAGAUUUUGCAUGGGUGAGGAUUCCCAAGGGCCGUAAUGGUAGUCCUGUGAAGAGCGUUGUCGCCAUGGCAGAAGCUGCUCCCGAGGUCAUGGUCGCCACUAGCGAAGGCGAUUUCUUGAUCUACAACAUCGAUCUUGAGAACGGAGGCGAGGGUACUCUAGUCAGGCAACAUUCUGUGCGCGAAAGGAGCGAAACGCAUAGCGGCUUCAACACCGAAUAG